AUGUUAUCACGAAUUGUUAGCCACAAUUUGGGGAGACCCACUACAUAUACAGCAUCUCAAAUUGGUAAGAGAUUUUCAUCCAUAAUUUCGGUUCAUAGAGAAACAAAAGAAGACAAUACAAAUAUCCCAUUUGAGUUCAACUCUGAAAAUAAAAAGAGAGCAGAAGAGAUUAUAAAAAAGUAUCCACCACAGUACAAGAAAUCAGCAUGUAUGCCUUUAUUGGAUUUGGGACAACGUCAAUUAGGUUUCACUUCUAUAUCGGUAAUGAACUAUGUUGCCAAAUUGUUGGAUAUGCCCCCAAUGAGAGUAUACGAAGUUGCUACUUUCUACACAAUGUAUAAUAGACAUCCUAUGGGUAAGUACAAUAUCCAGGUAUGCACCACUACACCAUGUCAACUAUGUGGCAGUGAUGGCAUAAUGAAGGCUAUAAAGGAUGAGUUGCAAAUCAAGCCGGGACAAACUACCCCCGAUAAGCUAUUCACAUUACAAGAAGUAGAAUGUUUAGGUGCUUGUGUGAAUGCACCAAUGAUAGCUAUAAAUGACGAUUACCAUGAAGAUUUAACACCCGAGGCUACAGUUGCUCUUCUAAAACAAUUGAAAGAGGGUAAAGAAUUGACUGAAGUAGGCCCAGUAUUGAAUAAGAGAAAAUCAUGCGAACCAUUUAGCGGUCAAAAAGUCUUACUUGAAUCACCACCAACAUCGCCUUCGGCUCCUGUUGGUGGAAAAAGCUCAAAGGGGUAUUUGAAGCCGAAGGUGUCGCCUUCGGCUCCUGUUGGUAGAAGAAGCUCAAGGGGGUAUUUGUCACCUUCGGCUCCUGUUGGUAGAAGAAGCUCAAGGGGGUAUUUGUCACCUUCGGCUCCUGUUGGUAGAAGAAGCUCAAGGGGGUAUUUGUCACCUUCGGCUCCUGUUGGUAGAAGAAGCUCAAGGGGGUAUUUGUCACCUUCGGCUCCUGUUGGUAGAAGAAGCUCAAGGGGGUAUUUGUCACCUUCGGCUCCUGUUGGUGACACUUUUACUCUCUACUCUACUCCAUCAACUAUAAUGUUGGUGUAG
Molecule: messenger RNA, 1050 nt
Organism: Lodderomyces oxycetoniae
Lineage: Eukaryota; Fungi; Ascomycota; Pichiomycetes; Serinales; Debaryomycetaceae
Exons: 2
Coding region: 1-1050 (349 amino acids)
Molecular function (GO): oxidoreductase activity
Source: RefSeq, a predicted model, not a curated record